AUGGCUAACAUAGUCACGUUUGUUGGGUGCUUCUUGCACCUUCUGCUAAUUUUUGUCUUUUCUACUGUUUUAGGUGAAUGGAAUACCAAAGACUACUUAAAGAGAGAACACAGUCUUGUCAAGCCUUACCAAAGUUCUGGCAUGAACAUUCCUAUGUGGGAUAUUAUAGGGUCUACAAUGGUAACCAACAAUUAUAUUAGGUUGACUUCUGAUCAUCAAAGCAAAUCUGGAGGUAUUUGGAAUAGUCAGCCAGUCUUAGUGAAAAAUUGGGAGCUCCAUGUUCAGUUCAGAGUUCAUGGAACAGGCAGAACACUUUAUGGUGAUGGCUUCUGUAUUUGGUAUGUCAAGGACCGGAUGCAAUUAGGGAAGGUUUUUGGAAGUCGUGACCUUUUUUCUGGAUUAGCCAUAUUUUUAGAUACCUACAGCAAUCACAAUGGACCUCAUAAUCAUGUACAUCCUUACAUAUCAGCCAUGGUUAACAAUGGAAGCUUAAGUUAUGACCACGAUGCAGAUGGUACCCAUACAGAAUUGUCUGGCUGUGAGGCGCAAUUCAGAAACAAAGAUUAUGACACCUUUAUCUCUAUCAGAUAUCAUGAAAACACAUUAAAGGUUUUUACCGAUAUUGACAACAAAAAUAAUUGGAAAGAGUGCUUUUCAGUGACCGGAGUUCAUCUUCCAACAGGAUAUUACAUUGGAGCAUCUGCAGCUACAGGUGAAUUAGCAGAUAACCAUGAUGUAAUUUCUAUAAAAUUAUAUGAACUUGAUGUUCCUGGAUCUGUAAAUCCAGAAGACUACAAAAAUAUCAUUCCAUCUGCUGAACAUUUUGCAGAACCAAGAGAGCAUGUGGACGAUGCUCCUCCUGCCUCCUGGAGUGUAUGGAAAAUCAUGCUAGUGAUUAUAUUGCUCAUUAUUGUCUUUGUUGUGGCUGGCAUUGUGGGCAUUUAUUUCUACCAAAAACAUCAAGAAGGAAACCGCAAACGAUUCUAUUGA
Messenger RNA from Acanthosepion pharaonis, 990 nucleotides. Lineage: Eukaryota; Metazoa; Mollusca; Cephalopoda; Sepiida; Sepiidae. The record is from the annotation of a GenBank genome assembly.